AUGUACAACACCGGAUCGUCUUCCUCGAUUUCAGUUGCAUUAGACGAUUUCAACAAUGAUAAUCGAGUGGAUAUUAUCCUUGUCAAUAAUGGCACAGACAACAUAGUUAUCGUUUUUAGAGGAAACGAUGACGGCUUUUCACUUCAAUCGACGUAUUCAGUUGGUUCAUGGCCAGUAUCUAUAGCCGUUGGUGAUUUUAACAAUGACAAGCAAUUAGAUAUCGUGGUCGCUAACUUCGGCGACGAUAAUAUCGGUAUACUUCUCGGUCAUGGAGAUGGUUCAUUUGAUCAGCAAAAGAAAUAUUCAGUUGGUGAGUGUUCAGCCACUCUAGCUGUUGCUGAUUUUAACAAAGACAAGCGGCUGGAUACCAUUGUCAUUAAUCCAUUGUUCAAUAUUAUCCUUGUACUUCUUGGAGAUAGCAAUGGGUCAUUCUCUAUUACAAUGACGUAUUCAGCUGGUUUGGAUCCUCGAUCUAUAACUGUUUGUGACUUCAACAAAGACGAACAGUUAGAUAUCAUUUUCGUUAAUCAUUACGCUAGGAAUGUCGGUGUACUUCUUGGACAUGGUAAUGGUUCGUUCGAUAAGCAAAAGACUUAUCCAGUUAAAGGAUUUCCAACCUCUGUAGUUGUUGGAGAUUUCAACGACGACAGCCGACAAGAUAUAGCAGUCGCUAGUAAUGACAAUCAAGUUAGUGUACUCCUUUAUUAUGAUACCGGAGACUUCGAAAAAACAGUAGCCUUCGCAGCUGGAAUUGGUUCUUAUUUAAAAUAUGUUGUUGCUCGCGAUUUCAACAAUGAUAGUAAUCUGGAUCUUGUUGUUGCCAAUAGUGGCACCGACAAUAUUGGUAUUCUUCUUGGAUUUGAAAAUAGUUCUUUUGGAAAUCAAAAUGCAUUCAGAAUUGGCUCACUUUCUCGCCCAUCCUUGAUAGCCAUUGGAGAUUUUAACAAUGACACUUAA
Rotaria sp. Silwood1 is the source of this 957-nucleotide messenger RNA. NCBI's taxonomy places the organism in Eukaryota, Metazoa, Rotifera, Eurotatoria, Philodinida, Philodinidae. The record is from the annotation of a GenBank genome assembly.